Coniophora puteana RWD-64-598 SS2 is the source of this 1526-nucleotide messenger RNA. RefSeq lists its product as uncharacterized. Lineage: Eukaryota; Fungi; Basidiomycota; Agaricomycetes; Boletales; Coniophoraceae. The coding region runs from base 156 to 1394 and encodes 412 amino acids. Gene Ontology annotation, molecular function: ubiquitin protein ligase activity; protein binding. The transcript is spliced from 4 exons. The record is from RefSeq and is a predicted model, not a curated record. Gene Ontology annotation, biological process: mitotic spindle assembly checkpoint signaling; ubiquitin-dependent protein catabolic process; protein ubiquitination. Gene Ontology annotation, cellular component: ubiquitin ligase complex; mitotic spindle pole body; cytosol.
CCCAGGGCCAGUCAGGGCCUUCCCUGGGCAUCACAAACAUCCUCAGGCGUCGUCGCUCAGCCGGAAACGUCAACACAAACCACACCACCCAGCCCGUCGUCGCGCCCCCUCCUCAAGGCCACCCCUCCACCAGCGCACCAGCACCACAGCCACCCAUGCUGCACCUGCCCCCCUCAGCAUCCGCGCCCCAUGCCCACCCAGCCCGCACCGCAUCUAGGACACCUCCCUCGGGCAGCCAUCGCAUCCGCCUCGUGCCCCACCUCGACUCCCGCCGCACCCUCCGCUUCGAUCCCAUCGCCCGCGAUCUCAAGGACGGUGACCCCCCUCUGCGCAUCGGCCGCUUCACAGAUCGCUCUGGCAUCGGCCUCGCUGCAGCCAACGCUCUCUCAUCCAACAAGCUCGCCUUCAAGAGCAAGGUCGUCUCGCGUGCUCACGCAGAGAUAUGGGCUUCCGACGGCGGCAAGUUUUUCAUCAAGGAUACCAAAUCUUCUUCCGGCACUUUCCUCAACCACCUCCGUCUCUCCCCUGCUGGCACCGAAUCACGCCCGCACCAGCUCAAAGACGGCGAUAUUCUACAACUUGGAGUUGACUAUCAAGGCGGAACGGAGGAUAUCUACAAAUCGGUCAAGAUAAGGAUUGAGCUUGGCAGGGAGUGGCAGCGCGGCGCUAACGCCUUCAACACAAAUGCCCUCACUCAGCUACGGUCUCUUGCGGUUGCCACCAACGCUGACCUGCCAGCGGCUUCCAAACGCCGCGCCCCAAAGACGAAUAUACCGGAUUGUUGCAUCUGUCUCUUCGCAGUCACCAUCCGUCAAGCCCUCUUCAUUGCCCCCUGUUCGCACGCCUUCCAUUACAAAUGCAUCCGCCCCCUCCUCGAGCAGCACGACGCCGCCUUCUCCUGCCCCCUCUGCCGCACUUUUGCCGACCUCGAAGAGGACGUGGAAGUGGAAAUAGAUGCCGACGAUGAUGAAGAUGAAGACGAAGACCUCGUGAACCCGCCCUCGUCGGCCCCACCCACCACAUCGUCGAUGCCCGGCAGGCCGUCGAGCAAGCACCUCCACGUGCCGGCAGCUAUCAAGGACGGCGCCGAGACGGAGGUCGAGCCAGACCAACCGCGCGUCUCACGCAGGCCCCAGAUAUCCCUGCAUACAGGCGCGGCGGGCGAGCUGGAUGAAGAAAUGCUUGAAGAUGACGACGACAUCCUCAGCCCAACUUCUGCAGUCGCCCUUCCGGGACCGGGCUUCGGGCUCGCGCCUCAGGUUGCCGGAGGGGAUUCGUCCGAGGGAGAAGGGAGUGGUCUGGGAGAGGGCCUGAUGGAGGGUGUCGAGGGCGAAACGACCGACAGUAACGCUUGUUUAUCCCCCGUCUUACCCUCGUGGGGCGGGUGUCGUUGAUGCAGUAGUCCCGUUUACAUCUCCCGCCAACGCUUUCGAUGGCGGCGACAUCUCGCAUUCCACUGUCUGGUCCCCGCCCUUCCCUGUUCAUGACUCUACGAUAUCCCCGUUUUACUAUCUCCACCGACACGC